Messenger RNA from Mesoplodon densirostris (Blainville's beaked whale), 2898 nucleotides. RefSeq names its product carbohydrate sulfotransferase 11 (gene CHST11). Gene Ontology annotation, molecular function: sulfotransferase activity. The transcript is spliced from 4 exons. Gene Ontology annotation, biological process: proteoglycan biosynthetic process; carbohydrate biosynthetic process. The coding region runs from base 492 to 1580 and encodes 362 amino acids. NCBI's taxonomy places the organism in Eukaryota, Metazoa, Chordata, Mammalia, Artiodactyla, Ziphiidae. Gene Ontology annotation, cellular component: membrane. The record is from RefSeq and is a predicted model, not a curated record.
GGGGCUGUGAGUUGCAUUUGGUAAAACCCAGCCCCAGAAUAUGUGGAUCUUUGGAGCGCAAUGAAGUAGCCAUUGGAGAGGAGGGGGGGGGGGGUGCCCGUCCGACAGCCACAGCGGCCAGAAAAGCGGCAGCGGCGGCGGCACCACGACCGCUCGCCCCCCAGCCGCCCGGCCCGCCAGGAGGCAGCGGCGGCCGCUGGCGGGGGCGGAGGCGGCGGCGGAGAGGCGAGGAGGAGCAGCGGGAGGAGCAAGAGCGCGCAGCCGGCGGGUCCACGCAUCUCAGCACUUCCAGAGCAACUCCGGCGCCUUCCACACCCCUGCCCGGGGCUGGGGGCUCCGAGAGCGGCCGCGAAGCCAACCCUAUCCUCCGUGCGAACCCUGCCCAGCCCUGCCCUGCGCCUCCCGGGCUCCGCUCCGCGCGGCGGGUUUCCCGCUCCUGCGCUCCGGGCGCGCCUCCCGGACGCCCGGGUCCCCGCAGCCAGGACAAAGCCAUGAAGCCGGGGCUGCUGGAAGUGAUGAGGAUGAACAGAAUUUGCCGGAUGGUGCUGGCCACUUGCUUGGGAUCCUUUAUCCUGGUUAUCUUCUAUUUCCAAAGUAUGUUGCACCCAGUCAUGCGGAGGAACCCCUUCGGUGUGGACAUCUGCUGCCGGAAGGGGUCCCGAAGCCCCCUGCAGGAACUCUACAACCCGACCCAGAGAUCGUUGGAGAGAGUUUCUCCACCUUGGCUGGAGCUCUCCAACACGGCCAUCCUGCACCAGAUGCGACGCGACCAGGUCACAGACACGUGCCGGGCCAACAGCGCCGCGAGCCGCAAGCGGCGGGUGCUGACCCCCAACGACCUGAAGCACCUGGUGGUGGAUGAGGACCACGAGCUCAUCUACUGCUACGUGCCCAAGGUGGCGUGCACCAACUGGAAACGGCUUAUGAUGGUCCUGACCGGGCGUGGCAAAUACAGCGACCCCAUGGAGAUCCCAGCCAACGAGGCGCACGUCUCGGCCAACCUGAAGACCCUGAACCAGUACAGCAUCCCCGAGAUCAACCACCGCUUGAAAAGCUACAUGAAGUUCCUGUUCGUGCGGGAGCCCUUCGAGAGGCUGGUGUCCGCCUACCGGAACAAGUUCACGCAGAAGUACAACACCUCCUUCCACAAGCGCUACGGCACCAAGAUCAUCAGGCGGCAGCGCAAGAACGCCACGCAGGAGGCCCUGCGCAAGGGCGACGACGUCAAGUUCGAGGAGUUCGUGGCCUAUCUCAUAGACCCACACACCCAGCGCGAGGAGCCCUUCAACGAACACUGGCAGACCGUCUACUCCCUCUGCCACCCGUGCUACAUCCACUAUGACCUCGUGGGCAAGUACGAGACGCUGGAGGAGGAUUCCAAUUACGUCCUGCAGCUGGCGGGCGUGGGCAGCUACCUGAAGUUCCCCACCUACGCCAAGUCCACCAGAACUACUGAUGAAAUGACCACAGAGUUCUUCCAGAACAUCAGCUCAGAGCACCAGACGCAGCUGUACGAAGUCUACAAACUCGAUUUUUUAAUGUUCAAUUACUCAGUGCCAAGCUACCUGAAAUUGGAAUGAAGGGUGGAGGUGGGGAGAGGGGCGAGAAUCGUGCUUUUUAAUUUAAGAUUUUUAUUUGUCAAAAGAAUUCUAUGGAUAUUGGGUUAUUUUGUAAAUUAAUAUUUCUUUGGGGAUGAUGCUGCGAGCAGCAUAGUGAGAAUUAUUUAAAAUCCUUAGUAGGGAAGGACGGCUGUCUUUGCAGGGGACUAGGAUGGGUGUCCUUGUUUUUUAGACAUGAAUCCCCCAACACUGUUUCAGAGGUUUCUUUGUGUUCUGGUGAAUUCCAUGAAUUGUGCAUCCCAUAAGUUCUAAUUAAUGUUAUUUAUAGUUAUUUAAACAUGGUCUCUGUAUAGGUUUCUUUGUGUGGCAGCAAGAUUCUAACGUCUUUGCAGAAGAAAUCUAUGUUUCAUUCUGUGCUUGCAGCAGCUCGUGCAGGGGCAUGAAUGUUCUCCUUAUUAACCGCUCAGAGAGUCACUGUGAUAACAACCAUUGUGCUGUCUGUUGAUACCACCAUUCUUGAAAUUCUGCUAGAAAUAAAUAGAAAGAGGCACCUUUGCAAGAGACUGAUUCCGAACUGAUUUCAGUCGACCCAAACGUUCCUCACACGAAAGAAAAGUGAUUUUUUUUUAACCCAAGGAGAGAGCUGAUGAUUGUAGUGCUUUUUUUUCCCCACCAGACGUAGCAAUCUGGUAGAAUAGGCUUUUCUACAGAAUUGUUUAACUGGCAGUGCCAGUUGUGAUGAAGGUGAAGUGGCUGGUGCUUUACAUUCAACAAGUAUUUAUUAAGCAACUACUAUGUGCUAGGCCUAAUUCCAGACCCUGCGGAUAGAGCAUUAAACAAAACCAAUAGUCUUGGCCCUCAAGAAGUUUUACGUGGACGCAGAGUAUCCAGCUUGACAGUUUGCAAACCCGAUAUUCAUGGACAUAACAUGAGGUUUGGACUAUUCACGAACAACCCCAGAAUGUUCAGGAUCCCUAUAAAUUUGCAUUUUUCUAUGGCCCAAAUUUGAAAACCAUGUGCUUGGAACAGGCCACUUAACUUGGUGAGUAAUCCAAGCUCAUUGCCCAACGUAAGAGAUGACAAAAAUGUUUCCUGUCAUGUGCCCACUCCAAUUUAUUGGUAGUAUCUAUCUGCCUUUAAGCCCCAGAACAGAUUUGCCAGGCACAGCAUGGAAGAGUGCUGUGAUUGAUUGGUGAUGCCUGCCUUGGGUGAGGGAAAGGGAAUAUUCGCCAACCGUCUCCUCCUGUCAUUUCCAGCCCAGCUUUAAGGUCUCCACCUAGAAGUGUUGUUUUCUACUCUUUGCCAUGUAAAAGAUUAAAAUUUUGUGGCAGGACUCAGA